This is a messenger RNA of Equus quagga, 1080 nucleotides long. RefSeq names its product mab-21 like 2 (gene MAB21L2). The transcript has a single exon. The coding region runs from base 1 to 1080 and encodes 359 amino acids. The record is from RefSeq and is a predicted model, not a curated record. Lineage: Eukaryota; Metazoa; Chordata; Mammalia; Perissodactyla; Equidae.
AUGAUCGCCGCUCAGGCCAAGCUGGUUUACCAGCUCAAUAAAUACUACACUGAGCGCUGCCAAGCGCGCAAGGCAGCCAUCGCCAAGACCAUCCGAGAGGUCUGUAAGGUGGUCUCGGACGUGCUAAAGGAAGUGGAGGUGCAGGAGCCCCGCUUCAUCAGCUCCUUGAGCGAGAUCGAUGCCCGCUACGAGGGGCUGGAGGUCAUCUCGCCCACGGAAUUUGAGGUGGUGCUCUACCUAAACCAGAUGGGCGUCUUCAACUUCGUGGACGACGGCUCACUGCCCGGCUGCGCGGUGCUCAAACUGAGCGAUGGGCGGAAACGGAGCAUGUCUCUCUGGGUCGAGUUCAUCACAGCGUCCGGCUACCUCUCAGCACGCAAGAUCCGCUCACGUUUCCAGACGCUGGUGGCUCAGGCGGUGGACAAGUGCAGCUAUCGGGAUGUGGUCAAGAUGAUCGCGGAUACCAGCGAGGUCAAGUUGCGCAUCAGGGAGCGCUACGUGGUGCAGAUCACUCCGGCGUUCAAGUGCACGGGUAUCUGGCCUCGCAGUGCGGCACAGUGGCCUAUGCCCCACAUCCCCUGGCCAGGCCCCAAUAGGGUGGCGGAGGUCAAGGCUGAAGGGUUCAACUUGCUCUCGAAGGAGUGCUACUCACUGACCGGCAAGCAGAGCUCUGCGGAGAGCGACGCCUGGGUGCUACAGUUCGGGGAGGCUGAGAACCGCCUGCUGAUGGGCGGCUGCCGAAACAAGUGCCUCUCUGUGCUGAAGACGCUGCGGGACCGCCACCUGGAGCUGCCAGGCCAGCCGCUCAAUAACUACCACAUGAAGACGCUGCUGCUGUACGAGUGCGAGAAACACCCGCGGGAAACGGACUGGGAUGAGGCGUGCCUCGGCGAUCGGCUCAACGGCAUCCUGCUGCAGCUCAUCUCCUGCCUUCAGUGCCGCCGCUGCCCUCACUACUUUCUGCCCAACCUCGACCUUUUUCAGGGCAAGCCCCAUUCGGCCCUGGAGAGCGCUGCCAAGCAGACCUGGAGGUUGGCCAGGGAAAUUCUCACCAAUCCCAAAAGCCUGGACAAACUAUAG